Molecule: messenger RNA, 351 nt
Organism: Recurvomyces mirabilis
Lineage: Eukaryota; Fungi; Ascomycota; Dothideomycetes; Mycosphaerellales; Teratosphaeriaceae
Gene: ELC1
Product: elongin C
Exons: 3
Coding region: 1-351 (116 amino acids)
Biological process (GO): ubiquitin-dependent protein catabolic process
Cellular component (GO): elongin complex
Molecular function (GO): protein-macromolecule adaptor activity
Source: RefSeq, a predicted model, not a curated record
AUGAAUGACCUCACAGAAUACGUGACCCUGAUCUCCUCAGACGACUUCAGCUACGUCGUGCUCAGAAGUACAGCUUGUAUCUCGCCCAUCAUCAGACGCAUGCUCGAUCCAUCAAAUGGCUUUAUGGAAGCCAGUACCAACACCGUCCACUUCGACAAUAUUAACGGCAUAGUACUUGAGAAGGUCUGCGAGUACUUCUACUACAAUGAGAAGAACAAAGAUGCCAAGGACGUGGCAGAUCCUGAGUAUGCAUCUACCUUGCUGAUAAUGGUUCGCAAGCUGAUAAGCGUCAGCUUCCCAACUGAACUGUGUCUCGAACUCCUCAUGGCGGCAGACUAUCUCGAUGUCUGA